Molecule: messenger RNA, 538 nt
Organism: Drosophila grimshawi
Lineage: Eukaryota; Metazoa; Arthropoda; Insecta; Diptera; Drosophilidae
Product: cuticle protein 16.5
Exons: 2
Coding region: 1-516 (171 amino acids)
Source: RefSeq, a predicted model, not a curated record
AUGGACAGCAGCCCAGACUCUGACUUUGACUCUGACUCUGACUCUGACUCUGACCAGGAGAAACAGCUCAUAAUGGAUGAUAAUCGUUUAUUUCGCGAGCGCCACAACGUAAUUUAUUUGUUCUUGUUUUUAAUUGUUAUUUUUCUUUUGCUGCAGUUCCUCAUCUGCUUGGCUCUCUGCGUGGCUGUGGCUCAGGCUGGUUUCUUGGCCAGCUCACCUGUUGCUGCCACAUAUUCCGCCGCUCCAGUUGCCACCUAUGCUGCUGCUGCUCCAUUUAGGACCUACUCCACUGGCUUUGCUCCUUUUGCAUCCGCCUACUCUGCUGCUGUGCCUUAUGCUGCUUAUACGAGGACUGCUCCCUUCAGAACUUAUGCUGCUCCUGUUGCCACCUACUCGGCUGCUGCUGCUCCAGCUGUCUACUCGACUUACUCAGCUCCAGCUGUGGCCACUUAUGCUGCUCCCGUCUCCACCUAUGCGGCUCCAGCCAUCGUCAGCCCCUUCUUGAAGAAGAAGUAAACGAUAAAUGUCUAAAAUAUUG